Molecule: messenger RNA, 692 nt
Organism: Diospyros lotus (date-plum)
Lineage: Eukaryota; Viridiplantae; Streptophyta; Magnoliopsida; Ericales; Ebenaceae
Product: auxin-responsive protein SAUR78
Exons: 1
Coding region: 22-369 (115 amino acids)
Biological process (GO): response to auxin
Source: RefSeq, a predicted model, not a curated record
CCCUCUCUCUCUCUCUACCCUAUGAAGAUUUUGAAGCUCACAAAGCUCAGGUCUGCACUGAAGAGGCGGGCGUCCAUCGGAAAGGUCGACAGCUCCGUCUCCGACUCCACCACCGAGGAAGCCAGGGUCGCCGGGAACCUCCACGCCGUGUACGUCGGGAGGUCUCGGCGACGGUACCUCAUCCGGUCCGAGGUGAUGGAGCACCCGCUGUUCCGAGUCCUGGUGGAGAGAUCGGACGGCUCCGACGGAGUGAUCAGCGUGGCGUGCGAGGUGGUGCUUUUUGAUCACUUGCUCUGGAUGCUGGAGACCGCCGGUGACUCGCGUUUGGACUCAACGGACGAGCUCGUCGAAUUCUACAGUUGCUAUUGAUUAUCCAUCAAUUAUAUACGUGAAUCUUCUUCGCGGUAAAUUGCAGUAGUUUGGAGGUAGAGAUGGAGAUGAUGAUGAUGAUGAUGAUGAUGAUGAUGGUGAUGAGAUCUGAUUAAUUAGCGAUUUAGCGUUGAGCUUAGGUUGAUCUUGACGUCGACGACGAUUCGUCGCUCUAUAUGUUGCAUGUGAUCCCAAUUCCAACUGCAGUGCUUCAGUAGUUUGUUUUUGGCAACAAUUCACCAAUGUGAUCAUGGAAAUUGUUUUAAUCACAGAUUUUAUUUAUUUACAAUCCCUAAACAAAGUUUAAAACAGUGUGGUACGCG